AACAAUAGAAGACAUAACAAGCCCUUAUCUCCCCCUCCCCUGCCGAUCGCUUGGCUUCCCGUGCGGUCUUCUACCCCAAAUCUGUAUUUCUUCCCUCCUCGCCGUCACCGGAACCCUAGCCUUCGUCUCAUCGGAAGGGAUCGUUGCGAUGUCGAGCUCGUGGUCGCGGGCGCUGACGCAGAUCUCUCCCUACACCUUCGCUUCCAUCGGCAUCGCCAUCUCCAUCGGCGUUUCCGUCCUCGGCGCCGCCUGGGGGAUUUAUAUUACCGGGAGCAGCUUGAUCGGUGCGGCGAUCAAAGCCCCCAGAAUCACCUCGAAAAAUCUUAUUAGUGUUAUUUUCUGUGAGGCUGUUGCCAUAUAUGGUGUUAUAGUAGCAAUUAUCCUGCAAACAAAACUGGAAAGUGUGCCAUCAUCGAAGAUAUAUGACCCCGAGUCUCUUAGAGCUGGAUAUGCAAUAUUUGCUUCUGGGAUCAUCGUCGGUUUUGCAAAUCUCAUGUGUGGGCUGUGUGUGGGAAUAAUUGGAAGCAGCUGUGCUCUAUCUGAUGCUCAAAACUCUUCUCUUUUCGUAAAGAUUCUGGUGAUCGAAAUAUUUGGCAGUGCACUUGGGUUAUUUGGUGUGAUUGUUGGUAUAAUUAUGUCAGCCCAAGCAACAUGGCCAGCAAAAACUGCAUGAGUUAGGUCUGUUUGCUCCUCUACCGGAAACACGGAGCUUGUGCAGUGUAUCUUGAAUCAUAAUCAGUGUUCAAAACCAUAUCAGGUUUCAUGUAGCCGUUCCUCGAAACACUACUGUUUUUUGCUUCGCCUAUCCGGAAUCUGCCUUUGUGCACUGGUAUCUCUUUGGCUUUUUUUUUUCUUACUUCUAUUCUAUUUUCUGAGACAAAUAAAUCAUAUUCAUGGCUUGUCUCAUGAUGGCAUUGUAUGGAAUACUAAAUUUGUGCAUUUAUGAGCAUCAUCUCCUCUUAAGAUCA
Messenger RNA from Musa acuminata AAA Group (dessert banana), 968 nucleotides. Its product is annotated as V-type proton ATPase subunit c''2. Gene Ontology annotation, cellular component: membrane; proton-transporting V-type ATPase, V0 domain. The record is from RefSeq and is a predicted model, not a curated record. Gene Ontology annotation, molecular function: proton-transporting ATPase activity, rotational mechanism. NCBI's taxonomy places the organism in Eukaryota, Viridiplantae, Streptophyta, Magnoliopsida, Zingiberales, Musaceae. Gene Ontology annotation, biological process: proton transmembrane transport. Bases 149 to 673 code for a protein of 174 amino acids. The transcript is spliced from 4 exons.